Etheostoma cragini (Arkansas darter) is the source of this 1741-nucleotide messenger RNA. Its product is annotated as alpha-internexin-like. NCBI's taxonomy places the organism in Eukaryota, Metazoa, Chordata, Actinopteri, Perciformes, Percidae. Gene Ontology annotation, molecular function: structural constituent of postsynaptic intermediate filament cytoskeleton. Bases 1 to 873 code for a protein of 290 amino acids. The record is from RefSeq and is a predicted model, not a curated record. Gene Ontology annotation, biological process: intermediate filament organization. The transcript is spliced from 3 exons. Gene Ontology annotation, cellular component: cytoplasm; postsynaptic intermediate filament cytoskeleton; intermediate filament.
AUGUCUGAGCUCUCCUCUCAUGUCUCACUUCAGAAGCUCAGUGUGAAGUAUGAUGAGGAGAUGAGGGUCCGGGAGGAAGCUGAGCAGACCUUGAGGUCCUUCCGGAAGGAUGUGGAUGACGCCACAGCCGUCCGCCUUGACCUGGAGCGCCGUGUGGAGUCGCUGAUGGAUGAGAUCUCCUUCCUGAGGAAAGUGCACGAUGAGGAGAUGCAGGAGCUGAGCAGCAUGAUGGAGGAACAGCACGUCUCCGUGGAGCUCGAACCCGCCAAACCGGACCUCACCUCAGCUCUGAAGGAGAUCCGCAACCAGUACGAGUCCAUCGCCUCCAAAAACCUGCAGUCUGCCGAGGAGUGGUACAAGACCAAGUUCGCCAGCCUCAGCGAGCAGGCCGCCAGGACCAAUGAGGCCAUGCGGGCUAGCAGGGAGGAGAUCAGUGAGUUCAGGAGGCAGCUGCAGUCCAAGACAAUUGAGAUAGAGUCCCUGAGGAGCGCCAACGAGUCUUUGGAGAGGCAGAUCACAGAGAUGGAGGACGCACACAACGCUGAAGUCACAGCCAUGCAGGACACUAUUGGCCACCUGGAUACUGAGCUGAGGAACAUGAAGGGUGAGAUGGCCCAGCACCUGAGAGAGUAUCAAGACCUGCUCAAUGUCAAGAUGGCCCUGGAUAUAGAGAUAGCUGCCUACAGGAAACUGCUGGAGGGGGAGGAGACUCACUUUAACUCAGGGAUAUCGUUUGGAGCUGCCAGCUACAGCUACCAGCCUCGAGCGUCAGUGCCCAGGAGCAGCCAGAGGGAGAAAGAGGGGGCCACCAAGGAAAGCUUCAAGGAGAGCAGUGAGGAUAAAGAUGAGGCAGACAUCAACUCCAACAACUGAAGGAAGACAGGCAGGGAAAGUAGCAAAAGAGAUACGCAGUAAUCCAUUGUCACAUACUGUAUUUGUUAAGACGUUUUGGACUUAGAGCUGGGUUAUUACCAACAUCUGUCUAUUAAAUACAACUUUGGACAUUUUUCCUGGGACGUACUGCAGGUUUCAGGAUUUAGACUCAUCUAAGCUUCAUUUCCUGUAUAUCACACAUCAUUUUGGUAUCAAUGAAAUACAAUUUCAGAAGGUACAAUGAUCAUAUGUAGGUCACGAGAAAUGAGGAACCCCAAACAAGCAACUAAAACACUUAAUACCAAAGGAAAAUGACCUAAAAAAAAAAAAAAAAGUGUACUGUACGUCCCUAGAGGAAAUACACAUGUUGCAAAUUAAAAUAAUAAAAAUAUGUGACCAGGUGUUAAAUGUUCUGGGGAUGGAUUCUCGGCCUGUCUGGAUUGCUCAGAUAGACUUUUAUUUCUUAAAAGAAAGAUACCAAAUGUCUGUGUAGGUCCACUUCUGUUGUUACAGCAUCCUUUAAAUUAAGUUAGUUGUUAAAUGUGAGGUCUUUCAUGUCUAAGUUUGAGCUUUAACGUGAAACAGGUAAGGUUCAAAGCGCAUAGCAACAGUCAAUCUGUAUUUAUGAAAGCACUUUAGGGUGUAUGGAGGAGGACAGUGUCUUGCAUUGUGUUUGGUUGUAUUGUGAGACAUUACAAAAGCUGGUUACCAUGGUUAAUUGUGAUGUGCAUAGUGCAUUAGCUGUGAAAAACACUCAGAACAUGCAGUCCAACUGGUAGUACAUAUCUCACCUAGUGGAAAACCACUCACUGUUGGUUUAGUUGCACUAAAUGACACAAUGAAUAAAGUAACGCAAUGAAUAAAAUGA